GCAGAGCACAUUAAAAGACAAUGGCUACUUGGGGAGUACAAUACCAUACUGUCCAGACUCCAGUUCAUAAGGCAAAGCAGGGAGCAGCUCUUCUUCAUUCCGUUCUGUCUAAAGCGAGGCUUUUGACGUCACCUUUAUUAGCGGCAAGAGGUCUCCAAAAUGUAUGGAAAGGUUGCAAUUUCUCUCAUUUUCGUCGUUCUUCUCAUCGUGACUUACUCAAUUUUCAUUGGAACCGUCGAUAUUCGAUCGUACUUUUUUCCUUUACUACAGUCACCCUCCGUCGCACUCUCCUGUGCAACCACCAAUGCUCCUCUUAAAGUCUACAUGUACGACCUCCCGAGGAGGUUCCACGUUGGCAUGUUGGACCACCGGAGUCCUGACGACUUGCCGGUGACCAAGGAGAAUCUUCCUCCUUGGCCGCAUAAUUGGGGCGUGAAACGACAGCAUAGUGUGGAGUAUUGGCUUAUGGCUUCGCUCUUGUACGACGAUGGAAACGGUGAAGCGAGAGAGGCGGUUAGGGUUUUGGAUCCAGAAACUGCCGAUGCAUUUUUCGUGCCCUUUUUUUCUUCCUUGAGUUUUAAUUCUCAUGGCCAUAAUAUGACGGAUCCAGAUACCGAGAUUGACCACCAACUGCAGAUUGAAGUACUGGAAUAUUUGCAAAAAUCCAAAUACUGGCUGAGGUCAGAAGGCAGAGACCAUGUAAUUCCUAUGACACAUCCAAAUGCUUUCAGAUUUCUUCGAGAGCAAGUGAAUGCAUCAAUUCUUAUUGUUGUAGAUUUUGGUCGCUACCCUAGGAGCUUGUCUAAUCUGAGCAAAGAUGUGGUGUCCCCGUAUGUACACAUUGUGGAAUCCUUUUCAGAUGAUGACCCUCCAGACCCAUUUGAGUCUCGCACCACAUUGCUCUUCUUCCGGGGGAAUACAGCCAGAAAAGAUGAAGGCAAAGUUCGUGCUAAAUUGGCGAAGUUAUUAGCUGGUAAUGAUGAUGUUUACUACGAGCAUAGUACAGCCACAACAACAAGCAUUAAAGAGUCCACACGAGGGAUGCGUUCUUCAAAGUUCUGUUUGAAUCCUGCAGGAGACACUCCAUCAUCGUGCCGGCUGUUCGAUGCUAUUGUGAGCCACUGUGUUCCAGUAAUUGUGAGUGACCGGAUUGAGCUCCCUUUUGAGGAUGAAAUUGAUUACACCCAAUUCUCAGUUAUCUUUUCUGUGAAAGAGGCUUUGCAACCUGGUUACUUGGUUAAUCAGCUCAGACAAUUUCCAAAAGAGAGAUGGAUUGAAAUGUGGAGACAUCUUAAGAACAUCUCACAUCACUAUGAAUUCCAGUAUCCCCCCAAGAAAGAAGAUGCCAUCAAUAUGCUAUGGAGACAGGUUAGAUACAAACUUCCUGCAGUCCAUCUUGCUCGACAUAGACAACGAAGGUUGAAAGUACCAGAUUGGUGGAGGAGAAGAUGAGGUAUGAUCUCCCUUGUGACACUGUACAUUCAUAAUCUUUUUACAUCAUUGAUGAUUGCUUGCUACCCUUUAAGUACAAGAAGCAGAGGUAGUCAUGAGUUUUUAAUCCCCAUUUUUGGCCGGAUUUACAGUUGAUAUAAUAGAUAAAGCAUUUUACUUUUUUGACUAUGAUUGAUAACAACAUAGUGAAGAAGCAAGUUCCGAUAAUGUAGUGAUUUAGGACUGUACUCAGAGAUUCAGCGAGUCUUUUUUUCCAACUGGCUGUAAUAAUGUCUAUAGAUUUUUCUGUAUUGUUUUCAAUGACAAAGAUGUAUCUCAUUGAUUCAUCAGUGUUCUUUCUUUUUUCGGUCUUAAUGAAAAUUUUCUGUAGACUAUUUCAACGGAA
Mangifera indica (mango) is the source of this 1837-nucleotide messenger RNA. Its product is annotated as probable arabinosyltransferase ARAD1. Bases 160 to 1452 code for a protein of 430 amino acids. The record is from RefSeq and is a predicted model, not a curated record. NCBI's taxonomy places the organism in Eukaryota, Viridiplantae, Streptophyta, Magnoliopsida, Sapindales, Anacardiaceae. The transcript is spliced from 4 exons. Gene Ontology annotation, molecular function: glycosyltransferase activity.